GCGCCCUGCAGCUGCGUGCCCAUCUCUCAGCGCCGUAGACCGAGGCUGCUGGAACCCAGCGUAGUUUUACUUUGUCCCCGUCCCCCUCUCAGUCCCUGGUCCAACAUGAUACUGACCAAAGCCCAGUACGACGAGAUAGCCCAGUGCCUAGUGUCUGUGCCGCCCACCAGGCAGAGUCUGAGGAAGCUGAAACAGAGGUUCCCCAGUCAAUCGCAGGCCACUCUGCUGAGCAUCUUCUCCCAGGAGUACCAGAAACAUAUUAAAAGAACACAUGCCAAGCAUCAUACUUCAGAAGCGAUUGAAAGUUAUUAUCAGAGGUACCUGAAUGGAGUGGUGAAAAAUGGAGCUGCCCCAGUGCUCCUGGAUCUGGCCAAUGAGGUGGACUAUGCACCCGCAUUAAUGGCAAGGAUUAUACUGGAGAGGUUUCUACAGGAACAUGAGGAAACGCCACCCUCCAAGUCUGUUAUAAAUAGUAUGCUACGGGACCCUUCUCAGAUUCCAGAUGGAGUUCUCGCAAAUCAGGUCUAUCAGUGCAUUGUGAACGACUGCUGUUAUGGCCCGCUGGUGGACUGCAUCAAACACGCCAUUGGUCAUGAGCACGAAGUCCUGCUGCGAGGCUUACUUCUCGAGAAAAAUCUCUCCUUUCUGGACGAAGAUCAGCUUCGUGCAAAGGGCUAUGACAAAACCCCAGAUUUUAUUUUACAAGUACCAGUUGUAAUGCUUUGUCCCUUAGCUGUGGAAGGGCACAUAAUUCACUGGAUUGAAAGCAAAGCCUCAUUUGGUGAUGAAUGUAGCCACCACGCCUACCUGCAUGACCAGUUCUGGAGCUACUGGAAUAGAUUUGGGCCAGGCUUAGUCAUCUAUUGGUACGGAUUCAUCCAGGAGCUGGACUGUAACCGGGAGAGGGGCAUCCUGCUCAAAGCUGGUUUCCCCACGGACAUUGUCACGUUAUGCCACAGCACAGCUUGACCCCGAUGGUCCUGGAAGAGAAGCCCGGAGGAAAAGGUGAAUCCGGAAGCAAUUUUACUUUCCUGCAGUGUAAACUCCUGGCAGCAUCUGCCCUGAACUUCAGCUGAACCCUUGCUGCCCGCAGUCCCACUGCUGCCUCUUUAGACAAACAUAUCAAGAGUUUCUGUUUUCCUUCAUCCCUUGCUGAUGUGAGCAGCUAAGGACGACAGACACAACCCACUCAUUAUCAGCAUUUCUGUCUCUGUCAAACAGUUAGUUUAUAGAUAGUCAUAAUCUUUCUUCCUUCCGGAAGGUUUCUCCUUGUAGACGGAACAAAAGAAAAAAUGUGGAGGCUGAAAGGUGUGAUUUUUCAAUUCUCCUCCCAGUUACCAAAUCACCCUCUAAUUUUUUUUUUCUAAGCCACCUUUCAUUCUUGCUCCCUCCCCUUUCUCUUCACAUACAGAUACCCAGUGUUAGGUUACAGGCUGGCCUGGAAUAAUCUAGCCAAAUCCUUGAAAAUCUCAAGCCACGAAGCCUGCAUCAGACCUUCCCCUCUCACCUAAAGGGCUCCCACAGAACUUGGGUCUGGCCUGGACUGUGUGCCCGUGUUGUCCAGUCUUUACGGUUUCCUGAGUUCUAUGGAAAUGAGCCAAGCUGAAAAAAUAGACUUGAUGAGAAUUUCCUCUUUUUUUAUAGUACUUAUUUGAACACUAAACAUUUUCUAUUUAUCUCAUUUAAAAGUAUUAGUUACAUUGUGUCUGGAAAGCACAAUUCUUUGGAUUGGGAGCUGAGGGAGAUGACUGAGGCUCGGUGCCAAGCAUUGACAAGAGUUUGUUUUUAAUACGGCUGGUUGUCAGUAUGUAGAGUAGACAGUAGGUUGUAUUUUUAUGAGUAAAAAAAUUUUUAAAGCACAUUCCGUAUACUGCAUUGUGCCUACAGUUCAUAACUAUUUAAUAUUAGAAUAACUUAGAAAUUAACUAUGUUCAGCUUGGAAUGAUUAAGUAUUCAAACCUAGAGUGGUUUUCAAGUUAGCAAAAUAAAGAUUUUGUGAUUGCUCCCUUUUCGUUUAGUAACUUUUUUUAUAUUGCAAACUAAAUUUCACUCAAGCAAAACAUCAGUAAAUCAUUAUCAAGCCUUAACUUUGGGAAAAUUAAAAAUCGAGACCCAGAAAUGCAUUUAGUAAAAUAUUUCCCCCCAUGUUGACAAAAGUAAGUUUUAUAGUAAUGAGUCAGUACAUUUGGAAACAAUAGUAAAAGUGUAACUUAUGUAGAUAAUUUUAAGUAUUGUGCUUGUUUCAAGUCGAAUGUGGUGCAGAUAUUCAUACUUUUG
Messenger RNA from Sorex fumeus (smoky shrew), 2277 nucleotides. RefSeq names its product CDAN1 interacting nuclease 1 (gene CDIN1). The transcript is spliced from 11 exons. Gene Ontology annotation, cellular component: cytoplasm; nucleus. The coding region runs from base 106 to 969 and encodes 287 amino acids. Lineage: Eukaryota; Metazoa; Chordata; Mammalia; Eulipotyphla; Soricidae. Gene Ontology annotation, biological process: erythrocyte differentiation. The record is from RefSeq and is a predicted model, not a curated record.